GGAUUAUCGUUACUCAACACUCGGGGUCCGAGGCCUGCGCGGGGCUCGAAUUGUCCACAAAACUGUUCAUAGCAUCGUUAUCCUCUAUCAUACUUUCUUCUAUGUGAAAGUUAUGAAUCCAAUAAUCUAUCCCUACCUAUUCGGGCGGUGCCCAGAGACUUCCGCGGAUCGCCGGCUUAAUUAGCUGCAGGUAAGACAUAAGGGUCUGAGGCAGGGACUCCAAAUCCUGCUACGUCAAAUAAUGUAACCGGCGACAAAACCCCCUUUAGAUCUAGAUAUCCUCCCCAGUUCCCCCACGAUACGAGUUGAGGGUGCAUGGGUCUGAAGGGCAGGCAUGGCCGACAACAAUGAUCCGCAGCGUCCAGCUGCGACACAUACGACCACGACCACGACCAACAGCCCGCAAAUAACAACCACCACGACCUUCACGACAGCAGGGCCUCGAACGACCGUGACCUCCGAUGGUCCUCAAUCGACUGCAACCACGCAUCCGACCGUCACAACGACGCAUCGAUUCCCUCUCGCUCCAUCUCCACAACCACCGCCAGCUGCGCUACCUCCAAUCGACCGACAUAAUUCGAUCAGAAUUAGACGUCAGGGCUCGACCCACCCCAGCGAUCUUCGAGCACAACCUACCUCUCCGCAACAAGACCAGUAUGGAAAUAGAAGGAGGAGCAGUUCGGAACCUCAACGUCCACCACUCUCAGCCCUGUUCCCAUCAGAGGAGGAUGAUCUUGAGAUCCAGCGACACGCCACCGCCACGGCGGCGCCUUUGCAGACGCUCCAUGAAGAGGGUGCCUUUGCAGAGCCAUCCCAAUUCUAUUCGACGGCACCGGCGAUACCUCCAAGAAACUUGAGGCGACCUGGAUGGGGUAGACAACUCUCAUCAAUCAGCCUAAGGCAACGCGCGCAAACCGGACAGGUGGUACAUCCAUCAGAGUAUGACGCAGACUUUGUUGAUGUCUUAGAUGUUUUGGAUCCCGAGAUUUCUACUCUCACUACCCUAAACAACGUACAGAAUUCGCUGUUCAUACCUAAUUUUGGAAGCUUCUAUCGUCGCCAGCCUGUAUAUGAGCUUUCGGCUUCGACCGAGAGUUCCGAUGGCGAAACCGGUAUACCUUCGAGCAGCGAUGAACUGGCGACACAGACCCGGCAAGAUGGAGCACGACAGGGUGACCAAACACCAGAAAGACCUGCUGAACUUGGCCGACUACAAACGACGGACACGAUAACAUCUGUUCUCACGAGUAUGUCCGAGGGACAAGGUCAUAAUUAUGCUGUACUCCCCCACGGCGCAUCUUUACCUGGCUGGACGCGCGAAGAAAAGGCUGCCCUAAAUGAUCACGUGAGACAUCUGCUUCACUCCAGGCGCGCAAGGUUCAAGCGGAGUAUGCGCGGUUUUGGUCGCUACGUCCGAAAGCCCGUCGGAUUCUUGGUCACCCUUUACGCCUUCCUAUUGUUCUUCUGGGGAGCGGCCUGGGUUCUUUUCCUUAUCGGCUGGCUAAGUGUUGAAGGCCGACAGGCUUACUUCAUCGAAAUUUGCGAUCAGAUCUUGACCGCACUAUUUUGUGUCGUUGGCAUAGGAUUCGCACCCUGGAGGGCUGUCGACACAUAUCACAUGAUCUACGUAGCAUACUACGCCCACAGAACAUGGCGAUUACGCAAAGAGCAAGGCCUACCGGACCUACGUGACCGCAACGAACUCCCCUCGCAACCCGACGCACACGCAUGGGAGAAAGGCGAAGACGUACCCGAUAACGAGGAGCUUACGGUCCUAACCGCCGAGCAGCAGACAAAGCUCGAACACCACCAACAGAAGCUUGCGAACUCGCACACAUUCUACAAACCCCACGAGACCAACACCCACUACGCCUUCUCAGUUAGGCUUCUCAUUGCUAUCGUGGUGUUACUCGACUGUCACUCGCUGUUCCAAAUGGCCCUUGGCGGCACGACAUGGGGAAUUUAUUACAAAAAUCGCCCGAAAGCAUUGACUGCGGUCAUUCUGUCUUGCAGUAUUAGCUGUAACAUCUCCGCGGGUAUCACUAUCAGUGUUGGCGACAAGAGGAGUAGGAAGAAGUUAGUUGUCGAGCAGAUGUUCCGACAAGGCUUAACCGAAGAAGCUUUGGAGAAACUGCGCAAGGAACGAGGACUGAAGGCUAAAGGGAUAAGUGCCACUAAGAAGGGAAAGAAAGGGAAGAAGGGCAAAGAGAAGGAGAAGGACAAAGAAGAGGCUGCGCCCAAGGAGGAGGUUUGAUUGUGAUAGCGUUAAUGUUAUUCAGAACAUCUGUUAUCGAUGUCCAUGGUUGUAUCAUCAUUACCCACUCUCGUAUCUAGAGCAACUGUAUUUGGUAACUAUCCGUAUUCGAGAUCAUAUAUCAUAGCAUAACAUUGAGGCAUAAUUUUGUCAUUGAUCGUUGUAGUGUCAAAGGCCAUCAUCGCUCAUCUCUAUAAUAUCGUGC
Aaosphaeria arxii CBS 175.79 is the source of this 2459-nucleotide messenger RNA. RefSeq lists its product as uncharacterized. The coding region runs from base 335 to 2254 and encodes 639 amino acids. The transcript has 2 exons. Lineage: Eukaryota; Fungi; Ascomycota; Dothideomycetes; Pleosporales. The record is from RefSeq and is a predicted model, not a curated record.